Rhineura floridana is the source of this 4132-nucleotide messenger RNA. It is a transcript of the gene KLHL33, whose product is annotated as kelch like family member 33. Bases 146 to 2404 code for a protein of 752 amino acids. Gene Ontology annotation, molecular function: protein binding. The transcript is spliced from 5 exons. The record is from RefSeq and is a predicted model, not a curated record. Lineage: Eukaryota; Metazoa; Chordata; Lepidosauria; Squamata; Rhineuridae.
GCCAGUGACCCAAAUUCCCUAGAGGUCAUACUCCAGCUACGGAUACUGCAUAGGCCCAAGAAAGCCCUGGCCCAAACAGGCCCAACAGGUGAGAGGCAAGGGUCGGUCGGGGACCCCCAAGAAGUUAUAUUCUUUUCAGAAGGCAAUGUCUUCCACUGACAGCCCCCCAGAGGGUGCUCUGGGACAUGCCACUGAACAACAGUUGGAGCUGCGGAAUGAAGGCCAUGCAGACAGGUUCUUUGCUGUGGCGCAGCAGCUGAGAGAACAGCGCCAUCUUGUGGAUGUGACUGUCACCCUCGGCCUAAGGAACUACAAAGCCCACAGCGCCAUCCUUGCCGCAGUGAGUUCUGUCUUCCGGCAGCGCUUUGAAUGUGGGGAGCACAGCAUGGUGGAGCUAGAUGGUGUAACCACACCAUGUGGUUGGGAGGCCAUUUUGAAUUUUGCCUACACUGGGGAGUUACAGGCCAUGCCAAAGACAGCUGGGGAGGUCUCAGAUGCGGCUGAGGCACUGGGCAUCCCUCGUGUGGCAGAGAUUUGCAAGACGGUGCUGCUUGGGAUGGAGACAGAGGACAGACUGAGUCCAGCGGAAGAGAAAUGGGAGACUCUACGGAGCUUGGAGGAGCUUUACGAAGAAGGCAUUGGCUGUGACCUGGAGCUUAAAGCUGAGGAAGAUACCUACCGAGUUCAUCGACUAGCCUUGGCUUGUGGCUGCGAGUUCUUCCAUGGCAUGUUCACCAGUGGCAUGAAGGAAACCCAUCAGGAAGACACCCCUCUCUGCACUCGCUUCACCUCAAGAGAUCUAGGCCUCAUCAUCUCCUUUGCAUACUCAGGAGUGCUGGCGGGCGGAUGGGAUGACCUGUUUGAUGCUGCAUCGGCUGCUCUCCAGUACCAGGUGUCUGGCAUCUUGGAACUCUGCCUGGAUUUCUUCCACCACAAGCUGAGCCCCGAAUCCAGCUUGGACGUGCUAUCUUUCGCUCGUGCCUAUGGCCUACACGAUUUGGAAAGCACUGCAGAGAACUUUGUGUUGAGGAACUUUGCUCAUGUCAUGGGAACACCCAAGUUCCUGGACCUUCCAGUAAAUCAGCUCAUGGAUUUCCUCAGCUCUGAUGCCCUCUACAUCCUCAACGAAUUAGAGGCCUUCCAAGGAGCCAUCCGAUGGUUGGAUGCCGACAGAGAUGGACGGAUGGACCGUGCAGAGAAAAUCUUGCGCUGCAUCAGAUUCUCUUUGAUGUCCAGUCGGGAGCUCAAACAGGUGCGGAUGGUAGAUAUCAUGGCUGCCCCGGGUCGGCUCUAUAACCUCAUGGUUGCAUCGUUAACUAGCCUCCCGCCAGGCCCUUCCAAGAUGGAGCAACUCCCUUGCCGGGUGAGGUACCCAGAGAAGGUUAUUGCCAUUAGUGGAGGAGACAUUUUGGCUAAGAACAUGGCCAAUCGCAGCCCUAGCCAAGACUUCUGGUUCUCUCACCGCUUCAUCAGUGGCAUCGGAUUGGUCAAGCAGGUUGAGUGGCGUCGUCUUGGGGAGCUCCCACAGGGGCCACGUUUCCGGCAUGCUGUGGCAGUCAAGGAUAACGUGAUGUACAUGUUUGGGGGAAAGGACUACUACGGGACCAGGAACACCAUGUGCUCAGUGUUCAAGUUCGACCCUCUCUGUGGGAUGUGGGAGCGACUGGCUGACAUGACAAGUUGCCGGAGCUAUUUCCAGGUGGUUUUUCAUGAUGGCUUUUUCUACGCCCUGGGAGGCAGUUCCAAUGAUGCCUAUUGCCUGGAUUCAGUGGAGUGCUACGAUCCUCGGACCAAUGCCUGGAGGCCUUGUGAACCCCUGCCCGCUCCACUCUGUGGUCAUGCAGCCUGUGUCCUGGACGGAUCCAUCUAUGUCUCUGGGGGUAGUGAUGGUUCAUGCCGCUGCCAGUCAUCCCUGAUGCAGUAUCGCCCAGGCGCAGCACCCAUCCCGCUGGCCAUGAUGCGAGAGGAGCGGGCAGGCCACAUCAUGGAAGCCUUGGACGGGCGGCUGUAUGUGGCAGGUGGCCUGCGGUGGCGGGAUGGCCACGGGGGCUAUGCUGAUCAACUGGCCUGCGAAGUGUACAGCCCGGGCCUCGAUGACUGGGCCGCCCUCGCUCCGCUGACACAGGCCCACGUCAUCGCCGCCUCUGCUGUCCUGCAGGGGGAACUCUACAUCCUGGGGGGCUAUAGCCACAACACCUACCGUGAUACCCACCUGAUUCACUGCUAUAACCCAACCCAUGACCGCUGGGUCAGCGUUGGGACGCUGCCUCAGGCUUAUGCUGACCUCAGGGCCUGUGUCUUAGAUGUUCCACCCUCCCUCAGGAAACAGUCCUCAUGCUCAGAUACGCCCAGCGUGGAAAUCCCUGCUGAUCCUUCGUCAGAGGCCCCACAUCAAUACUCCUGAUCAGGCUCCCCAAUUUCUGUGGAAUGAAGUCUAUCACCAACUCAGCUUUAAUAUGGACAGAGGCUGUUAUGUGCUGAUUCAUACAUGUAUGUGUAAUUUCUGUGUGCUCAAUCACUGCACAACAGGGGAAACUGUUGGCCCUUUGCAUGAUAUUGGACUCCAGCUCCCACCAGCCGCAGUCAGCAUAGCCAAUAGUCAGGAGACAGGGACUAUAGUCCAGUAGUGUAUGGAGGUCUACAGGUUUCACUACUUCAUACUCUUUACCAGAAAGUGUGACUCACUUGGAAAACUGCAACUGAGGUGAUGUGAAAACUCUGCCUGUGGUAUUGUAUCUUGGGUUGACCAUUCAAUUUGUCAUUUGAUGCUGUAUUCAUCGUGGAAUGACUGUACCAUGUGUGAAGCAGCCUGGUGCUUUUAACAGAGACAUACCAAGUAAAUGAUAACUUUAAAAAAAAGAAACACCACUGUAUUCCAUUGCACUGGGUAAAAUUUCCAUCUGCUGUGCAGCUGUUAAAAAACCCUCCUGUGAGGAAAAAACAAGGCAGUGAAAUUAUUAUUGUUAUUAUUAAAUAAUAAUAUUUAUUAGUUGCUUGUUACCUGAAGGUCUCCAAGCAACUGACAUUAAAACCAAAUAUAGCAUACUACAAAAAGAAAAGAGUAAAACAGUGGCACCCCCAUACAGCCAUAGGAAGCUUUGGCAGCAUGCUAACGUCAUGGGGUUUGGGUUUUCUCCUUUUUCUUUCAUGGUGGCAUCCAAACAAGUUAUCAUAAGCAAGAAUUGAACGAGUCUGACUAGACAGACCUCAGUCCAAGAGCUCCUCAGUUAAGCUAAGCUAAGAGCUGCAAAGUGAUUGCGUACACAGCACAUAAACUAUUUCACUUUAAAAGGUUUAUUAUCAUAGGGAGCAUUUGAACUAUUUUAGAAAUACGGCUGUGAUGAAUCCAGGUCUUCAGACACAUUACUUUGCUUUCCAUUAGGCCUGCCAGAUUUUCUGCUUUUUGGAUUUUAAUGCUGAUGCAAAGCCAUUGACAGCUUUUCAAAGGGACUCUGCAGCUUUAACAGCAGUCUGACUGGCAGACAUAAGCAGAUGACAAUGCUUAUCUUCAUGCUGUGAAAAUCCUAACCUGCUGAUUUAUGCAUAUCAAGCAUAUGUUAAAGACACAGGAGAGGCUAGGCUAUGUUUUUUUCUUUUCCAUCUGCCCAGUUGGAAAUCUUAUUGUCUGAACGUCUGAAAAUGUGUGCCAGGUGCUUUUGUCUUUGGCAGGUAUACAUUUAACAGGCAAAGUUUAUUCCACUGCAUCAUCUCUGCACUAGGAGAAGCUUUACCUGUUGAAUACCUAAUAAAACAAAUAAUGAGAAGCCCUGCCAUUUGUAAUAAAGCAAAAUAUAAAAAGACAGAAAUACUAUAGUUCAGUAAAUGAAUCAGUUUCCAUGCCUGCUGAGAUGUUGGGUUUUUUUUUAAUGCUGUCAGCAUACUUGAAAUACCUAUGCAAAAUGAGCACUGUGGAUCCUCCAGUGGCUUGCUGCUAUGGAAACAGAAUGCCAGACUACAUGGGCCUUUGUUCAGUCCACUAGGAAAGAGAGUGCAACACUAAUCACACUCAGCCACCCACCACAAAAGAUAUUGGAUAUGCACAAGGUAUAUAUAUUUUCUGCACAUACUUGGCUCACUGUGACACAGCAUAUUAAAACUAAAUUUCUCAAGGGCUUAUGAGAAGUUGUUUGAA